AUGCAGCUUCUCCAGUCCCUCUCAGCUGGCUUGCUCUUCGCCAGCAGCUGCUUGCUUCCGUCCGUUGCAGCUAACCCGGCUGCCCGUCGCUAUGACUCGCAGGUGAAGCAUGCGUCGCCCAUCGCGCCCAAGGUCUUCAUCAUCUCGAUGUUUGAACCCGAAGCCGCCGCCUGGUGGGGAAUCCCCGACUUCGACCUCCUCGCCCACAACAUCACCAUCCCUGGCGCCUCUCCCAUCUUCCCCGACGUGCACUGCACCGCCGACCAUAGUGUCUGCCAGCUCGUGACCGGCGAAGGCGAAAUCAACGCCGCCAUCACGGUCUCGUCGAUAGCCUUCUCGCCCCUCUUCGACCUCACCCACACCUACUUCCUCGUCGCCGGCAUCGCCGGCAUCAACCCCGAGGUCGGCACGAUCUGCGGCGCCACCUUCGCCCGCUUCGCCAUCCAAGUCGCUCUGCAGUACGAGAUCGACCUGCGCGAACUCCCCGGCAACUACUCCACCAGCUACAUCCCCCAGGGCGCCCAGUACCCCAACCAAUACCCGACCAGCAUCUACGGCACCGAGGUCUUCGAAGUCAACGCCGAGCUGCGCUCCCUGGCCGCCUCGUUCGCCCGCAAGGCCAACCUCUCCGACUCGGCCACGGCCCAGGCCUACCGCGCUAACUACGCCUCUGCUGAAGGCGACAUCUACGCGGCUGCCACGCGCGCACCCUCCGUUAUCGAAUGCGACGUCGCUACUACAGACGUCUACUACAGCGGCGAGCUCCUCAGCUCCGCUUUCGCUAAUACCACGCGCGUCUGGACCAACGGCACCGGCACGUACUGCUCCACGGCGCAGGAGGAUAACGCCACCCUGGAGGCCCUCCUGCGGACGUCGUACCACAACCGGACCGAUUUCUCGCGGAUCAUCGUCAUGCGCACCGCGUCGGACUUUGAACGCCCGUAUCCCGGUCAGUCGGCGCUCGAUAAUCUGAUGUUCGCGGAGCAGGGCGCGUUCGAGCCUGCCGUCGAGAACCUGUAUAAUGCGGGUAUUGAGGUCGUGAAGGGGAUUGUUGGGGAGUGGAACUCGACGUUCGAGAAGGGCGUUAAGCCGAGUAACUACGUCGGUGAUAUCUUUGGGACGUUGGGUGGGAAGCCAAGUUUUGGCCCUGGUAGGAAGCAGGCGUUGAGUGAUGCCGGGGCGAUUACGAAGAGGAAUGUGAAGAUCAGGGUGUAG
Messenger RNA from Aspergillus affinis, 1215 nucleotides. Its product is annotated as purine-nucleoside phosphorylase. Lineage: Eukaryota; Fungi; Ascomycota; Eurotiomycetes; Eurotiales; Aspergillaceae. Gene Ontology annotation, biological process: transmembrane transport. The transcript has 2 exons. Gene Ontology annotation, cellular component: endoplasmic reticulum. The coding region runs from base 1 to 1215 and encodes 404 amino acids. The record is from RefSeq and is a predicted model, not a curated record.